Molecule: messenger RNA, 722 nt
Organism: Anguilla anguilla (European eel)
Lineage: Eukaryota; Metazoa; Chordata; Actinopteri; Anguilliformes; Anguillidae
Gene: clec3a
Product: C-type lectin domain family 3, member A
Exons: 3
Coding region: 90-677 (195 amino acids)
Source: RefSeq, a predicted model, not a curated record
CGCAGUCAGUUAGAAUUCUGCGAGCCGUCCAGACGGUGUUCUGACAUUUUUGAGUGAUAUAAGCAGCGCCCCCGUGUUGAGCUGCAGACAUGGGACGUCCCGGACUGGUUUUUCUUCUGGCCCUCAUCUCCAUCUCGCUGCAGCAGGGGAACAGCCUGCCCUCCCGCACCAGGAAAGCAGUGUCUACCAGGCAGACAGAUGAGGAUGACCUGAAGUCCCAGAUCAAUAAGCUGUGGCUGGAGGUGAACUCACUGAAAGAGAUGCAGGCUCUGCAAACAGUUUGCCUCCGUGGCAUCAAGGCCCACAGGAAGUGCUACUUGGCCAUCGAGGAGCCGAAGCAUUACCACGAGGCCAACGAGGACUGCAUCGCACAGGGCGGCACGCUGGCCAUCCCGCGGGACCUGCUGGAGAACAGCGACCUGAGGGACUACGCCCGGAGGGUCUCCCCGGGCUCCAGAGAGCUCUGGAUCGGGGUGACGGACAUCGUGAAGGAGGGCCAGUACGUGGACGUCAACAGCGUGCCGGUCGGCUUCUUCAACUGGGAUCGCUCCAAGAAGCAGCCCACCGGGGGCAAGAGGGAGAGCUGCGUGGCGCUGUCGCUCCCCGCCCAGGGCAAGUGGCACGACGAGGUCUGCCGCAGCCUCAAAAAGUACAUUUGCGAAUACCUCAUCCCAUAACCGGCGCGUCGGCGUGGUGACGGGUGGGGUCGCUGGUGCCCAGGU